UAUAUUGCGUGGCUGAUGGAUAUAUUGCCUGCGAACAAAAAGACCUAUUAAGGACUCCCGUUCCCUGUUUCACCUUGUUCGACCUUUCUAUCGUCAAUCCGCGACUUCCACAAACACUGCUUUACUACACACAUACCACAGUAACUUAUAACUUAGCCACCAAGCAUCAUGGCUCGCGCUGCAUCAUCAACCAGCGACGUCCUUCUCUACUUUCUCGCCAUCUUCCUCCCGCCUCUCGCCGUCUUCCUGAAGACUGGGUGCGAUUCGAACUUCUUCAUCAACAUUCUUCUCACAAUUCUGGGCUGGCUGCCAGGAUGCAUCCAUGCCUGGUGGGUGAUCACUAAGUACGAGAGGCCGGCCGCUAUCGCGACUACGACCACCUACUAGACCAAAUCAUUAAGGCGGCUUGCAGUGGAGAUGCAAAGGUAGUGUAAUGAGGAAGACGCCGAAGUGGAGGGACAAGCCAACCUGGUUCGGGAGGGACUCUUUACGAGGAGUGUGAUUUCCUAGCAGACACCACGCAGUAGAUA
Messenger RNA from Exophiala viscosa, 530 nucleotides. RefSeq lists its product as uncharacterized. The transcript has 3 exons. Lineage: Eukaryota; Fungi; Ascomycota; Eurotiomycetes; Chaetothyriales; Herpotrichiellaceae. The coding region runs from base 169 to 387 and encodes 72 amino acids. Gene Ontology annotation, cellular component: membrane. The record is from RefSeq and is a predicted model, not a curated record.